AUGCCUUUCAAGUCUGUAUACGAGCACAUCGACAUCCCCCAAAGCAAUGUCCUGACUUACAUCUUCGGCAACGGCUCAUUGCUCUCCAACGAGCCCAUCUGGAUUGACGCCAAAAACCCUCAGAAAAAUCUGUCGCCGCACCAGCUGCUGCAAUGGGUGCGGCGGCUGGGCCUCGGCCUGCAGCGCCUGGGCUUGAAGCGAGGAGACGUCGUCAUGAUCUGCACGCCGAACCACAUCUUCGUGCCUGUGGCGUAUCUGGGCAUUGCAGGCUCGGGACACAUCUUCAGCGGUGCCAACCCAAUCUCUACGGUUCCGGAGUUGGUUCAUCAGUUGUCCAACACCGGAGCAAAAGCCGUCCUCGCUCAUCCUAGCGUCCUCUCCAACGUUGUCGAGGCUGCAACCAAGGUUGGCCUUCCCAAGAACCGGAUCUUCCAAUUCUCAGACGAGGAAGUCCCCGUUCGCGAUGGCAUUCCAGACUGGAGGUCCUUCCUAGCAACUCAUGUAGACGCCUUCCGUUGGCAAUGGCCCGAGUUCAGCCCUCAAGAAGCUCGCAACACCAUUGCCACCAUCAACUUCAGCUCCGGAACCACAGGCCUGCCCAAGGGCGUGUGCGUCCCCCACUCGAGCCUCAUUGCGAAUCUCGCCCAGGCCGUGCAUCUGCGCCACGUCCACCGAAAGCCCGAAUGGGAUCUCCUGCCGCGCAACCGCUGGAUCGGAUUCCUGCCCCUGUACCAUGCCUACGGCCAGCUAUACGCCUGCUUGAUGGCCGGCAAGACACUGACGCCGCUGUACAUCAUGGCAAAGUUCCAGUACGAGGAGUUUCUGGCCAACAUUGAAAAGUACCAAAUCACCCAGCUGCAGGUCGCGCCGCCAAUCAUCGUCAUGCUCACCAAACGGCCAGAGACGAGCCGCUACAACCUCUCGAGCGUAAGACACAUUACGUGCGGAGCUGCGCCCCUGUCAAGAGAACUUCAGGUGGCCUGCGAGCAGAAAUUCAACCUGCGCAUCACGCAAGGCUACGGCAUGACGGAGCUGACGUGCACCGGCAUCAGCUGGUCCGAGGGCCUCGCCGGCGACAGCGCGGGAUCUGUUGGUCGGCUGCUUCCCAACUGCGAGUGCAAGCUUCUCGACGACGAUGGCAAGGAGGUGGAAGUUGGGAAACCCGGAGAGCUGCACAUCAGAGGGCCGAAUGUGUGCUUGGGAUACUGGAAGAACGAGGCGGCAACCCGAGAGUGCUUGGACAAGGACGGGUGGUUUAGAACCGGUGAUGUUGCAGUUUGCAACAAGGAGGGACUAUUUUGGAUUGUGGAUCGAAAGAAGGAACUCAUCAAAGUCAACGGCUUGCAAGUCGCCCCCGCAGAACUAGAAGCAGUGCUCCUAGAAAACGAGCACGUAGCCGACGCAGCCGUUGUAGAAAUCAAAUUUAACGAGGAAGAAUGGCCACGAGCAUACGUCGUCAUCCAGCCAACGUCAAAGGGCAAAGUGACUCCCAAGGACAUCCAGGACUGGACCGCCGCGCGCGUGGCCAAGCAUAAACGGCUCGUGGGCGGCGUCACUUUCAUCGACGAGGUGCCGAAGCUGGCCAGUGGCAAGAUUAUCCGAAAGCUGAUGAAGCAGUGGUCCAAGAGAGACGCGGAGGAGAUGCUAAAGAAUGGAACAGCACCUCGAGCGAGGCUAUAG
Trichoderma asperellum CBS 433.97 is the source of this 1680-nucleotide messenger RNA. RefSeq lists its product as uncharacterized. Gene Ontology annotation, biological process: secondary metabolic process. The record is from RefSeq and is a predicted model, not a curated record. Lineage: Eukaryota; Fungi; Ascomycota; Sordariomycetes; Hypocreales; Hypocreaceae. Gene Ontology annotation, molecular function: CoA-ligase activity.